This is a messenger RNA of Talpa occidentalis (Iberian mole), 2393 nucleotides long. It is a transcript of the gene FA2H, whose product is annotated as fatty acid 2-hydroxylase. Gene Ontology annotation, biological process: fatty acid metabolic process; lipid biosynthetic process. The record is from RefSeq and is a predicted model, not a curated record. The transcript has 7 exons. NCBI's taxonomy places the organism in Eukaryota, Metazoa, Chordata, Mammalia, Eulipotyphla, Talpidae. The coding region runs from base 1 to 1119 and encodes 372 amino acids. Gene Ontology annotation, molecular function: heme binding; iron ion binding; fatty acid 2-hydroxylase activity. Gene Ontology annotation, cellular component: membrane; endoplasmic reticulum.
AUGGCCCCCGCUCCGCCCCCCGCCGCCUCGUUCUCGCCCGCCGAGGUCCAGCGGCGCCUGGCGGCCGGCGCCUGCUGGGUUCGCUGCGGCGCCCGCCUCUACGAUCUCACGGGCUUCGUGCGCCACCACCCCGGGGGUGAGCAGCUGCUGCUGGCCAGGGCUGGCCAGGAUGUCAGCGCCGACCUGGACGGGCCGCCGCACCGGCACUCCGCGAACGCACGCCGCUGGCUGGAGCAGUACUACGUGGGCGAGCUGCAAGGAGACCCGCAGGGUUCCAUGGAGAAUGGGGCUGUAGCCUCAGUCAACAGCCAGAAGACAGACCCUCCGAUGGAGCCCAAGCUGAAAUUGGUGGACUGGGACAAGGACCUGGUAGACUGGCGGAAGCCUCUACUGUGGCAGGUAGGCCAUUUGGGAGAGAAGUAUGAUGAGUGGGUCCACCAGCCAGUGACGAGGCCCAUCCGCCUCUUCUACUCAGACUUCAUUGAGGCUCUCACCAAGACUGUCUGGUACAGCGUCCCCAUCAUCUGGAUGCCCCUAAUGCUGUACCUCAGUUGGUCUUACUACCGAACCCUCGCCCAGGGCAAUGUCCGGCUCUUCGAGUCCUUCACCACAGAGUACUCAGUAGCCAUGCCCAAGUCCACAUUCCCAGGCCUCUUCAUGCUGGGGAUGCUUGCCUGGACCCUAGUGGAGUACCUCAUCCACCGCUUCCUGUUCCACAUGAAGCCCCCCAAGGACAGCUAUUACCUCAUCACCCUACACUUCAUCUUGCACGGGCAACACCACAAGGCACCCUUCGAUGAGUCCCGCCUUGUCUUCCCCCCAGUGCCAGCUUCUCUCGUUAUUGCCUUCUUCUACAUGGGCUUACGGUUCCUCCUGCCCGAGGCGGUGGGCGGCUCUGUGUUUGCCGGGGGUCUGCUGGGCUACGUCCUCUACGACAUGACCCAUUACUACCUGCACUUCGGCUCCCCGUACCGGGGCUCCUACCUGUACAACCUGAAGGCCCACCAUGUCAAGCACCACUUUGCACAUCAGCAGUCAGGAUUUGGCAUCAGCACUAAUUUUUGGGAUUAUGUUUUCCACACUCAUAUGCCAGAAGAAGCCCACCCGAAGACACAAUGACAACCCUCAACUCCCUCCCCACACUCCUCACCCUACCCCAACCCCAUCCAGACCCUAAAAUGAAGGUUGGCUUGGUCAGGCAGAAUAGGCCUUGUCUGACCGCUGGGCUGGGUAGAGGGCACUACGGAGACCCUGAAGACUGAGGCUGAUCCUGAGACUGCCCUCCUGACCUGCCACUUGGGGACCAAACUGCCUUCGGGGACUAGCUCUUUCCUAAUGCAUCCGGCCUCUCCACCUGCGUCACUGCCUAAAGCCUAAGCCCAGAGGACCGCCUCAGGACCUGGUCAAUGGGGAGCUCCCCCAGGGGAAUGAAGGAAACUGAUCCCUGGGGCAGCUGUGGCCCAUCAGUGUCUUAGCACCUUGGCCUCCCUAGGAGCUGGCCUCACACACACGGUGCAGCUGCCGGUGCGCAAAGCAGGAGCAGGUCUGUGGGGCCUUUGGCCCUCACAUUCCCUGCCUUCCCUUCCUGCCUUCCCUUCCAUUCCUGGUGGCUCCAACUGUUCUUCUCAUGAGUGGAGAAUGCUGAGGUGGAUAAAGGGCUCCCAAGAAGAGAGACAGCAUGAUACCUCCCCUGCACCCCAGAUCUGGAGCAGCGCCUGUGUCCCCCACCAAUCACAGAUGCUGGCUGUACUGUCCAUGCCUCACCCAUACCCACAUACGUGACCCUCACCUGCUGGUGUGUACGGUGCGAACUGAAUUCAACAGGCACUGAUGAAGGCCUCCAGGCUGGCGGGAACCUGUCCCCCAGCUGCUCUGGGCAUCUCCUCCUGCCUCCAGAAUCACAAAGCUUCCCCAAGGGAGGUUAGAGAGACCUUUCCAUGGGUGGAAGUCCCCCCCAUCCCUAGUCAUUCUCAACCUCUACCCUCAAGGGCAUAGAGGGCCCCUGCCCCCUCACUCAGGACCCUUCCAACCAGUGCCUCCUUAAGUCUUCAAGCAGUGCCUUACCUCCCCCCUUCUGCCUCCACCCCAGCAGAGGAGGUUCCUCCCCUUUCUUCCUCAUAACCAAAACCCUCACUGCUCAUAAGAGGGUCUUAUUUAUAAACUGUUUCAAGCCCUUAGUCUUGCCCCAGGCCCAGUAGCUGCUCUGAUCCCCUUUCUAAUCCCACAUAUCAAGCUUCUGUAAAAAAAAAAUCCUGUUUUUUGUUCCCUUCUUACCCAUAAAUGGUUACUACUUGAAACUUUAAAAACUCAAUGAGUGUAAAGGCUAUAGAGAAAGGGUUUGACCGAUUCUGUGAUUUGUACUGUUUACUGCAGAGUUAUUUAAAGAUUUUGGA